ACGAAACCAUACGGCGUCGUUUCGUCAGCGCGAGCCGCAGACAAUAAUCCUCUCCCUCCCUACCUCUUCCAACUGCAUACCGUCUCUCCCAAUUUCCUGUCAAAGGCGGAGGCUACCUUUAGCUGAUCACUGACGCGGCGGCCAUGGCGAUGCAAGCUGGCAUGGGCUUGUCUAAGAUAGUCUUCUUACUGGGAGCAGGGUACACUACUACCGUGCUUAUGCAGAACGGUAAAUUGUCAGAUAUGCUGGGCGAACUUCAGAAUUUGGUGAAAAAUUAUGAAAAAUCUGUGGAAGAUGGUGGAGAAACUGAUGCCAUACUUGCUGCGCAGGUUCGACGGUUAGCUAUGGAGGUUCGAUCACUGGCCUCUGCACGACCAAUCACUGUUCUCAAUGGGGGUUCUAAUGGUAACAUAACAAAUCUGGUGGUUCCAGCUGCUGCUGUAGGGGCCCUGGGCUAUGGAUACAUGUGGUGGAAGGGUAUCUCAUUCUCUGACCUUAUGUAUGUAACAAAGCGUAGUAUGGCAACUGCUGUUGAAAACUUAACAAAGCAUCUGGAGCAUGUUUCUGAUGCCUUAGCUGCAACAAAGAGGCAUUUGACGCAGAGAAUUGAGAAUGUAGACGGGAAACUGGAUGACCAAAUUGAGAUAUCAAAACAAAUUCGGACUGAGGUUAACGAUGUUCGGGGUGAUCUUUCUCAAAUUGGUUUUGAUUUGGAUUCACUACAGAGGAUGGUGACUGGCCUGGAUGGCAAGCUUCUUUCCUUGGAAGAAAAGCAGGAGCUUGCAAAUGCUGGUGUCAUGUAUCUCUGUGGUAUUGUCAAUGGUCAAAGAGUAAAAAUGCCUGAAAAAGUCCAGGAACAGCUCCGUAUUGGUGGUAACUCAGUGGGUUCCCUCAUGGGUCUCAAAGAGAUCGUGGACACCUGCGGGCAAGGAGAUACGGAUAGGCUCAUAACAGAUGGCAGUGCACUGGAUAAGUCUAUUGUUCCACCAAGAAGCUUGAUGAGGACGGCAUCAACAAAGUGCUGAUUGAAAUUCCAUUAUUUGAAGUAUUAUUAAGUGGCUUUUGUUUUCAAUGUAACCCAUGGGAGGUAUACUGUAUACAUACGUGCUUAUUAGUAGUCUUUUGAAUUGUCUGUUCUUGUCAAUAAGUGUUGUAUUUGACUCCCAUCUAUAUGCUCUCGAUGGAAAUGUACCCUCUUCAAGCUUAGUAAUGAUAGUAUACACGUUUGAAUAUUUUAUUGUCUUUAUGGUGUAAUAUAUGUUUCUGUCGAUAAAAGCUCAACUUACCUGCCAA
Ipomoea triloba (trilobed morning glory) is the source of this 1293-nucleotide messenger RNA. RefSeq lists its product as uncharacterized. The record is from RefSeq and is a predicted model, not a curated record. The coding region runs from base 144 to 1025 and encodes 293 amino acids. The transcript has 13 exons. NCBI's taxonomy places the organism in Eukaryota, Viridiplantae, Streptophyta, Magnoliopsida, Solanales, Convolvulaceae.